AUGCUUCUCUACCUUGUUCGCCACGGCCAGACGGCUCUGAACCAAACCAACACCAACCAAGGCCAAUCCCUCGACCCCCACCUUUCUUCCAAGGGCCUCGCCCAAGCCCACACCCUCGCAUCCCACCUCGCCCUUGUCCCCUUCACCUCCGCCUACACCUCCCCCCUGCACCGCGCCCUCGAAACCGCCGAAGUCAUCCUCGACGCCCAAGGCAAAGGCCGCGACGACAAGCGCAUCAAAGUCAAAAUCGACGACCGGCUCAUCCCUCGCGGUAUGGGCAUUGCCGAAGGCAGGGAGUGGGAAGAGGUGGAGCAUGAGUUGGGGAGUGGCGAGUUUGGAGUGGAGGAGGAUGAGGCGGUCAGGAGGAGGCUGAGUGGGUGGUUGGGUUCGUUGUUGAAGUUGCAUACGCCGGCGGGGGCCAGGACGCCGGGGACGCCGAGCUUCGGGUUCACGAGGGCUAAGAAUGGCGAGGCGGUCAACCCAUUUGAGCUGAUGAAGGCUCUUCCCAGACCGGGGAUCAGCAGGACACCGACAACGGCCGCUGGUGGCGGCUUGGGCUCGGGUGUAGUACUCUGCGUCACCCAUCAAGAAUGUCUCACAGCACUCCUUACCCUCCUCAUGCCAUCCUCCUCGCCUCCCGCCUCUCCUAAUCCGAGCAAGGGCAAGGUGAACAUCAAGCGACCUUUGAUCGACGUGCAGAUCCCCGAGAGCGUCAAGUUGAGGGAGAAUGUGGGGAACACGGGGGUGGCAAUUUUGAGGGUGUGGUGGGAGGAGGGAGAGGAUGGGGAGCUGCAGCCGAAAGGGCGAUUGGAGGCGUGGGGGAUGGAUGAGCAUCUGGAGAUUGAGGAUUAG
Molecule: messenger RNA, 852 nt
Organism: Cryptococcus amylolentus CBS 6039
Lineage: Eukaryota; Fungi; Basidiomycota; Tremellomycetes; Tremellales; Cryptococcaceae
Exons: 2
Coding region: 1-852 (283 amino acids)
Biological process (GO): positive regulation of DNA repair; fructose 1,6-bisphosphate metabolic process; negative regulation of glycolytic process
Cellular component (GO): cytosol
Molecular function (GO): fructose-2,6-bisphosphate 2-phosphatase activity
Source: RefSeq, a predicted model, not a curated record